AUGUCUCCUUCAACACACAGACUCUGUGCACAAGGUCGUGUCAAGAAGCAAAAGGCUCGCUCGAACUCACCUCGUGCCUUUGAGAUCCUGCCAGUCGAGUUACGGCAGUCAAUUGCGGGUUAUCUCGACGACAAAUCCAUCAUAUCUUAUCGACUCACCUGCACAUCGACAAAGCACGCCCUUGAUGAAGAUGAAGGAUCCUUCUGGCGCAGUCGUUUCCUUGAUACCUUCGAUCCUCCUCAAAGCAUUCCUAUCGGCGAACGCUCGGUCGUCAACGAGUGGUUCAAGAAGCAAUACCAGUGCCGCAGAAGCAUCGAACAUCAAAGGUUCAGCUUCCAAGUUGGAAACAGUCAGAACGAACUGGCAAGCCUAUCGCUGAUGAGAGACUUGAUCAAUGAGUCGUUCAACGUCAACCCUUGGCGACCCAACAAGCAAGUCACCCAUUCUCGUAACAUGGACCGCCUCGAAGCAAUUGUCAAGGCUACAGGCUUGCUCGAGUGUGUCUUCCGCCGCUCCAAUGUCAAGGGCAGGAAAUCGAUACCCAAUCCAGUCUUGCUCACCAUACAGCUCAUCCUCACUCACCUCACCUUAACUGCUUCGCCUGCUUCGAAAAUCGCCAAGUCAUGGGGCUUCUCAGACUCACAGACCCUGGUGUAUACUCAGAACUCGGUACGACCCAUGUUUAAAGGUCCCAACUGUCAGGAGAUUGACAUCGAGUGGACACUGCAUGUCGCAAAUUUCUUCAAGAACCAUUUGCUUAAUCAACACGAACUGACUCACCUCCGCUACGAUGAUUUGACUGCAUCAGAACGUCCACAGUGCUGGAAGAAACCUGUGUCGCCCGCCGUUCUGAAACUCGGCAAACACUGGAAGGGCAGCUAUGCCUAUGUCGACCACGACGAACUCAUCCACAUACGCGACGGGCAAAACGAGGACUAUCCAAUUCCGGACCAUAUGAGUGGCGACGACACCGAUCAAUCUUUCCAAAAUCUCUGCCUCGAUUUUCCCGGGGACCCAGAAUCUUGGCCUGCCCUCUUUGAAAAGAUCCUCAAGUCCCGUACCAAAGUUCAGUACAGCACAGCGACCACGAGAGCUCAAAGACGAGCCACUGGUCCCGGAGUCUUAACACCCGGCAAACCAGUAUCUUUUUGCUUCAAGGGCGUAGGUGAAGAUGGCAACGACAGCUUCUUGGCAUCUGGUUACUUCAACCCUCUGCCACCCCAACACGGAGUACCCGGAUGGCAUCGCAUGACCAUGAUGAAGUAUUGGCGAGAUGUGAAUGGUGACAUGGAUCCCAGCUCGCUGUGGGCCUAUGAAGGCGUCGUCCUGCCUGGAGGCAUGAUCAUGCUCGGACGCUGGUGGCAUCCCACUGGCGAUGAUGCAGAGUACUCGGGUCCUUUCAUCUUCUGGAACGUCGACGCCAGCAUGCCUGUCGGUGGCGAAGCAACUCCUGCCACUGACUGA
This is a messenger RNA of Aureobasidium namibiae CBS 147.97, 1464 nucleotides long. RefSeq lists its product as uncharacterized. The transcript has 4 exons. The record is from RefSeq and is a predicted model, not a curated record. Lineage: Eukaryota; Fungi; Ascomycota; Dothideomycetes; Dothideales; Saccotheciaceae. Gene Ontology annotation, molecular function: protein binding. The coding region runs from base 1 to 1464 and encodes 487 amino acids.